Molecule: messenger RNA, 5704 nt
Organism: Cyclopterus lumpus (lumpfish)
Lineage: Eukaryota; Metazoa; Chordata; Actinopteri; Perciformes; Cyclopteridae
Gene: mecp2
Product: methyl CpG binding protein 2
Exons: 6
Coding region: 126-3596 (1156 amino acids)
Biological process (GO): negative regulation of transcription by RNA polymerase II
Cellular component (GO): nucleus; heterochromatin
Molecular function (GO): chromatin binding; methyl-CpG binding; double-stranded methylated DNA binding
Source: RefSeq, a predicted model, not a curated record
UCGCGAUGUUUCGCGGACUGACGGCGGUUGAAAAUGGAGUCGUAGGGGGCGGGGUGCAGCAGGAGGGAGCAGAGAUGUUUGGAGGCUUUUUUUUUUUUUAUAUAAAAUUAUUUAUUUAAAUAAAAAUGGCCGCCAUGGAGAGCGGAGAGGAGAGACUGGAGGAGGGUGACGAGGGACCUGUCGACCCCCAGUCCCCCUCCAGAGAGAGAGACGGGUCCCACAGUAAGACCAAGAAGGCCCGCAGGGACCGUCGCCAUGCUUACCGGGGGGCGGAGUCACAGACGGGGACGGAGCCACAGACCCAGGCAUCGGACACGGUAGCGGGCCCAUCGGAGCCGGGGUCGGGCCCCUCGGAGCCGGGGUCCGAGUCGGCGGCCGCCAGCGAGUCUGCAGGUUCUCCCAGGCAGCGGCGCUCCGUCAUACGGGACCGCGGGCCGCUGUACGACGACCCGUCGCUGCCUGAAGGCUGGACCCGCAAACUCAAGCAGAGGAAGUCCGGACGCUCGGCGGGGAAGUUUGACGUCUACCUGAUCAACUCAGAGGGAAAAGCGUUCCGCUCCAAGGUCGAACUUAUUGCUUACUUCCAGAAGGUCAGCGACACGACCACCGACCCCAACGAUUUUGACUUCACAGUCACCGGACGCGGAAGCCCGUCCCGCCGCGAGAAGCGCCCCCCAAAGAAAGCCAAGGUGGUGAAACCGUCGGGACGAGGCCGGGGGAGGCCCAAAGGCAGUGGGAAGAUGCGCCAGGCUACGGAGGGCGUGGCCAUGAAGCGCGUGGUUGAGAAAACUCCGGGCAAACUGCUGGUCAAGAUGCCCUUCAGCAAGGCAGAUUCCUCCACUGCCUCCACCUCCACGGCCUCAAAGGUGGUGUCUCCUGCCCCGACGCCCAAGUCCCGACCUGGCAGGAAGAGGAAAUCGGAACAGGAACCACCGGCUCCGCCACAGACCACCCCCAAGAAACGGGGCAGGAAACCAGCCUCGGCCUCGGCAGCAUCGCCGGUGGUUACGGCAUCCACCUCGACGGCGUCAACCCCCGUGGCUGGGAGCUACGCCGCGGCGGCCAUUUUAGCCGCAGAGGCCAAACGGAGAGCAGCCAAGGAGUCUUCCGCCAAACUCGUCGUCCAGGAAACAGCCCUGCCAAUCAAGAAGCGUAAAACGAGAGAGACAGUGGAGGAGGUGGAAAAUGUUCAGACUCUGGCCGCUACCACAACUGAGACUGAAAGAAGGGUCACUGUGGAGGGGGAGGCCGGUAAAGGGGAGGGAGCUCCAACCCCAGAGCCUCAGCCCGCCCCCUCUGAUCAGAGCCAAUCACAAUCACAGAAACAGCCCGCCGUUUCAGAUGAAAGCCAACCACACGGACACAAGACGCAUAAAGGGAGGAAGCACAAGGAGAAAACGGGAAUAGCGGCAGGAGAAGUUGAAGAAGACGUCGGUGACAAGGGAGGAGGAGGAAGAAGUAGCAGCAGCAGCAGUAGCAUCAGCCCAUCAAAGAGCCACAAAAGGAAGGACCGGCCACCUCACAAACACCACCAUCAUCACCACCACCACCAUCAUCAUCAUCGCCACCAACAUUCCUCUGCCUCCGCGUUGGAUCAGCCUGCUCCCGCCCCACCCCCUCCAGCCUCUGGGCACCCAGCACCCUCCGGCCAGUCCAAGCCUGAAGCCAAGCCCCAGGCUGUGGCUCAGCUCACCACAACCCAACAAUUGCAGCACACCCAGCAAACUCCACCAAUACCCCAAUCGAGGUCUGCCCCGCAGACCCCGCCUGAACCACGGCACCAACCCCGUUCCCAGCAGCAUCCCCAGUCUCCCAGUCAGCCCCAAGCCCAGCCUCGGUACCCAGCACCCCAGCUCUCUCCUACCAGGCAUGUCUUGCCCCAGCCAAGGUCCCAACCAGCCCUACCCCAAACCCACAGUCAGAUCCAGGCCUCCCCUCAGAAAACCCAGUCACAGCCAGUCCAGUCCCCUGCUCAGCACCACUCCCAGCUUGCUCCACCGCAGUCGCCCCCUUCUCAAUCCCCAUCCAUACUGCACAUUCAUCCGCCCCAAACAAGACAUCCACAAACCCAGUCUCCCACAGUACUCCAACCCCAGCCCCGGCAGUCACUGCAGCCUCAACUCCAGGCCCAGUCCAGGAACCCAGCCGAACUUCAGAAUAAACUGCAGCUCAGAUCCCCUUCCCAAAUGCAAUCCCAGCCCCAAAUCCCAGCCCAAACUCCAGCUCUACCCCAGAACAGGACCCCAGCCCAAACUCCAGCUCUACCCCAGAACAGGACCCCAGCCCAAACUCCAGCUCUACCCCAGAACAGGACCCCAGCCCAAACUCCAGCUCUACCCCAGAACAGGACCCCAGCCCAAACUCCAGCUCAACCCCAGAACAGGACCCCAGCCCAAACUCCAGCUCUACCCCAGAACAGGACCCCAGCCCAAACUCCAGCUCUACCCCAGUCCAGGACCCCAGCCCAAACUCCAGCUCAACCCCAGAACAGGACCCCAGCCCAAACUCCAGCUCAACCCCAGAACAGGACCCCAGCCCAAACUCCAGCUCUACCCCAGAACAGGACCCCAGCCCAAACUCCAGCUCAACCCCAGAACAGGACCCCAGCCCAAACUCCAGCUCAACCCCAGUCCAGGACCCCAGCCCAAACUCCAGCUCAACCCCAGAACAGGACCCCAGCCCAAACUCCAGCUCAACCCCAGAACAGGACCCCAGCCCAAACUCCAGCUCAACCCCAGAACAGGACCACAGCCCAAACUCCAGCUCUACCCCAGUCCAGGACCACAGCCCAAACUCCAGCUCUACCCCAGAACAGGACCCCAGCCCAAACUCCAGCUCAACCCCAGUCCAGGACCCCAGCUCAACCCCAGUCCAGGACCCCAGCCCAAACUCUUGCUCAACCCCAGUCCAGGACCCCAGCCCAAACUCCAGCUCAACCCCCGUCCAGGACCCCAGCCCAAACUCCAGGUCACCUGCAACCCAGGCAUCAAGCGCAGCCCCAAACCCAGACAAGGCACCCAUUGCAACACCAACUCCAGACUCAAUACAGACCACAACCCAGACCGUCUCUCUCCCAGUCUAGGCCCCCCCAGUCCCAAGCACAACCACAUGUUCAGCGGAUUCAAGCGCAGCCACGCCCCCAGCUCACCAGGCCUCAUGUGCAGCACCUCUCGUCCCACCAACCAUCUCCCGGCCUAACCAGAACCAACCUGGGUCCGGCUCAACAGAACCAGAGCGAACAGCCCCAAGAUCUGAGCACCACGCGGGCCGGCCGAGGAAACCUGCCGCAGAGCCGAGAGGGAUGCGUGGAGGGCCUCCUAAGGGCGGAGGGGAGAGGGGAGCCGGCCGUGGCCUCAGAAAGCCGAGAGGUUCUCGGGGGAGAAAGAGGGUCAAACAGCACCUUGAGGCCCUCCGGACCCCCAGGAGUAGCCGGGGUCGGUCUGGCCCCCGGGACAGACGGUCGGGCCAGGCUGCGGGCGGAGCCGGAGGGCGAAGGCAGGGAGCUCAGAGACAUCGUCCCCCAGUCUGCCGUCCCCUGUCCCAGCCGAGAGGAGACCGUAGAGUCUCGGACCGCCGUCAGCGAAAGAGUCAGCUGAUCGGGGCGUCGGGCCGAAGAGGAGCGAGAGGAGGAGGAGAGAUUUUACACUGUUUUCAGACAGGAGGACGAACGUCUCGGAGCUGUCGGACUGUCGCAGCUUCCACUCCGUCUGAUUGUUUCUGGACGCUUUGUAAAGUUCUGGAUCUGGGAGGAAGACAACGGAUCUUUUUUUAUAGGAAAAACAAACAAAAAAAAAACUAUAAAAGAAAAAAAAAGAAGAAGUGUGUGUACAUAUAAUCAAAAGGCAGCUGUUGUGUCCCGCUAGUCUCCGAGGUGGGAGGGGGGGAGGGGUAGGAACUAGAAACGCUUCACAACAUUACGAAACGUUGCUUCCGGAAUAUAAACCCCUGUUUAUUUUUUACGUAUUUUGGAUCGUUUAUUGUUUUUGUCUGUUAUUCAGCUUUAAACUCUUGAUAUUAUGGUCUGUUGCUCAUCAACGCGCUGCUGACUUCAUUUAAAGUCCGGGUCGGGUUCACACGGGACUCAACAGAGAGACUGAAGGACGGACGGGUGAUCGCUAUGGAAACCAGCCUUUCAAAUCCUUCGGUCCCGUGUGAACCCGCUGAGAGACUCGUCCUCCUGACUGAAACCAGUCCUGGACCGGAAAGCCUCGGAGGUGAUGCGGGGCGGUGGUUUGCGUCAUGAACUGGCUUCUUACGGACCUGGCGUUAACAAAGAUGGAGGUCUGUCACGUCUCCAUCGUCUUCCAGCCAGGCAGCCGAUGUUCUGACGUCUCUGGGAUCGAUUAUCGUCCGCAAGCGAGUUGCUCUUCCAGUGAGAGAUCCUUCCACUUUGGUCUUCACUGAGUCUGUUGGGGUCACACCAACCCCUCUUCCCCAGUAGCUUCAUCUCAGUCUGGACUCUUCUUCUUGUCUUUGUGUUGAACGUCUGGAACAGUACGAUCGACCGCCCGCAUGCAGAGGUCCACCUCGCCGGGGGGGGCGUGAAACAUGGAGCAUGGAGCCGCAACACAAAACCAUCCAGAGAGUUGAACCCCGUGAAACCAGGAAGACGAGAUGUUCUGAGCCGGCCACCGUGAGGCGUUCAGGUUCAACUCAGAGGCCUCCGACGUUUAAAGUCCCGGUGAAACCUUCUGUGCUGUGAAACCGGAAUAUUUGAGAGGCGAACAGUCGCGUUUCUUAUUUUUAGGGUUUUUUGAGGGUUUAGCGGCCUAGAGAGGCUUAAGGCCCGCCCCUUUGGAAAAAGUAGUCGUCAGGGUUACAGUUGUGUCGUGAAGUGCACAGAUGAUGUUUGUACAUUUUAAAUUCUCCGUUUGUUAUGAAUUAAUUUAGUUUCGUGUGUAAAAACUUCGUUGGACGUUAGCUUGUCUGCUAGCUAGCUUAGCUUAGCUCCAAACACACUUUCAGGUUUGUCGACUUUCUUCUUUUUACGCGUUUUUAAGAAGUUUUCUGGGUUUCACACGCGUUGCACCUGAACGCCUCACCGACCGCACGCCGGUCCCCAGUGACGUGAUGUUUAGCUUCAGCGCGGCGUCCACGGGAAGCUCUGCGAUUGGCCGACUGCCGGUGAAAUGCACCCUGGGAGUCGUGGUUUACUUCUCCCCUUCAGAGACUCAGACAUGUCCUCACCCUUUCAACAUGAAGUCCAGGAUCCAGAGUGGAUCACAGAGUUCACACAGACUGGAGCCCACACCCCCUCCCACCCAAUCGGUGAAUGUUGAUCAAUGUGCCUCGUCCUCUCACCUGGUCGCCAGGUGACGUCGCUUGGAUUCACCUGAGGCCGAAGCCGCCUCCCCCUCUGCGUACCCCCCACCCCCCCCCCCCGUCAGCAUGCCGUCUGUCACGCAGCUGCCUAAAUCCAACGCCCCCUCCGCGAAGCCUCCACCGGACUCGGCGGCGCCAGUAACCAGCCGCCAUCUUGCAUGUCCCAGAGUCUAGUGCCUCUACUAUUGAGCCGGCGGCGCCGUGUCGUGUUUCUAGACGUAGUCGUGCCGUGCGGUGACCUCUCGAGUCGCUCACGUCCAGGAUGAAUAUUCUGCUUGUGCUCUGGUUGGAUUCAGUGGAACUUCAACGCGCUGUAGACGAAACUAGUUUUUACCUGUUUUCUUAUUUUCAUUUCUAACUAAAAGCGUUUGUUGUCCCCCGA